UUCUAUAGAUUUGAGAAUAUACAUGUUAUUUUCAGAAUUUUGGUUGUUGCUUUCGCUAAAUAUAUUAAAAUUUGCGAUAUGAUGACUCUUCAUGAACAGUAUGGUUUAUAUAAUUGUCAGAUCCGUGAUGGUAUUCCUGUUCCAUUUGCUGUAUCUGAUAUUCUUAUUGCAUAUGCUACUUCUAGUGUAAUUUCAGAUUUUGAUUAUCAUAUUCAUAUAAGCUUGAUGAAUUCCAGUAGUAUUUGUUUUUUAAAACUGGAUGGAUCGUUUGUAUUGGCACAUUUUGUAGCACAUACGGAAGCAGUUAGUUUCAUUGCAUUUGCAAAUGGUGGUAGGCUACUUUUAACUGCAGAUUUGAAUUGCUAUGGAUUUUCCACUUUUCUACUUCAUUCUUUUGCAGUUCGUCAUUUGUAUACUCUUCAACGUGGUACAACACCUGCAAAGACUCUUCAUUGUGCUUUUUCACUUGAUAAUCGUUGGGUAGCUGUCACGACUAAUCAUGGCACCACGCAUAUCUUUGCAAUUUGUCCAAAUGGUGGGCAGGCCACUUUGCGCACGCACCAUAGGUUUUCUAAAAGGCGAAGUUCAAAGUAUCUUAAUUUUGUUUAUUAUCCUUUUAUUUUACUAUUUGCAAUGACAUUCAUUUAUUUUUAUUGUAGGGAACAUCCAAGUUUGUCUCAGAUUCCAUUAGUUAGAGCAGUAAAGAAUCCUCGAAUUGGUCCUUUCCCCAAACCUCUUUCGCUUUAUGCAACUUGCAAACUUGGAGUUAGUUUCUUUCUUUAUAGAUUAUUUUUUCUUUAUUUUGAAUUAUUAUAA
Messenger RNA from Dracunculus medinensis (Guinea worm), 816 nucleotides. Lineage: Eukaryota; Metazoa; Nematoda; Chromadorea; Rhabditida; Dracunculidae. The record is from the annotation of a GenBank genome assembly.